AUGCUGGCAAAGGUGUGUCCGCGCACCACUUUCAAUCAGCUCCUCCAGGCGCGUGGCAGCCUGAAGGUGUUCCAGAUUCUCACCGCAGACGUCGACACCGUUCUCGCUCCCCUCGCAGAUCAACUGGUACUGAUGUUUUGCAAGCUCUACAGCGUGGAGGCUCCGCCGGGUUUGGUCGUCGACACGCAAAGCAUCACUAAUCAAGAGGAUCGCAUGUCCAUGUGCAGGAGGUUGAACGACCUCCGCAGAGAGCGACUGGCUCCCCUUGCAUCUCCAGCGUCGGCGCCAUUCUAUCAGGAGGAUGGCUUCAAAUGUGUGCCUAUGAGUCGUCAAACUGAGAGGCACUUUUGGGACCUGUUCCAUCGGCUUCCUGUGGCCACCACUGAUGCUUCCAGAUGGAAGGCCGUCUUGAAGCAUGUUGACCAAUGCCCUGAGAAGCCCAAGAGCACCCCAACCUCCAGGGAUGUGGAGUGGGCUUCCGCUGAAUUGCAAGAUGGACAUGUAGCUUUGCAGGAUCUGGCUGCGGGCUCUCCUCUCAAGCCGGGUCUCCCACUCGCUGCUGAGGAGGAUUACGCUACAUGGGUCAAAGGUCGUGUCGAUGUUGAUACGGCCAACCUGUCCUUGGCCACGCUGGAGCUGGACACCAAAGCUCGCAAGUUCUCAAAAAAGAUGUCUGCGGACAAGGCCUUGAAGUCCUUGCCGCCGCUGGAGGCCAUGGGUGACUUAUUCACCGUGGUAUACAAGAUCUAUCUCAGGAAACUUGAGAAGCUGUGUUCCAACUUGAAUUCGCGUUCCAAGGAAGGUAAGGCUCUUAAAAAACUUUGCGACGACCUGAACGUGGAGAAUGAUUCGUCAUUUCCUGAUCUAGUUGCGAGGCUGCGUGCAUCGGAGAUUAUGCACAAGCCUUUGUGA
Molecule: messenger RNA, 912 nt
Organism: Symbiodinium necroappetens
Lineage: Eukaryota; Dinophyceae; Suessiales; Symbiodiniaceae
Source: the annotation of a GenBank genome assembly